AUGCUUCUUCCACGCCACUCAAGCAAAAUCCAGCCUCAUGGCUCCCAGGCCACCACUAGGCCAAGUCGGCUGAGAUCUCCUGGUCUUCGGCUCAAGACAAGUUCGCUCGAUCUUAUUCCUUCAGAUGAGAAGGCCCAGGCGAUGGCUUCAGCCGACUGGAGAAAGAUGGCGCCGGAUUCUGGCCUCGGCGAUAAUCGUCAGCAGAUUUCAGACGAGAAUAGCAGACAUCCAUCCGACCAGAAUGAUGGCUUUUACUCGCCCUUUGUGCUGGGGAUGAAGCCUAUGAAUACUGGAUCAAGGGCUCAGUACCAGUAUGCUAGGGACCCUACAAGCGGCAUUGCUUGGGAGGUCAUUUCAUCGGCUCCUGGGUGCGAUUUCAGGCGGGAGGAAACGAGAACCAGCGAGUCGUCAGGCAUACCGUCCUCAAUCCUCAAGGCGUGCCAACCGAACCUCCAAAACACCACGAUGGUGCGGCUUAAGGCCAUCAAGCCAAUGAACGUGAGCAUCAACGGCGACAUCAUCAAACUGCCCAACAAGUACUCUUUGGAUGUUACCCCUGUUGACAUCCAAGAGCCAGACGCUGCUUGCUUUAUGAACAGGGAACACGGCGAGAUCCUGGCCACUCUCAAGCUCCUCAAGCCCAAGGCCCGCUUACGCCGUAUGAAGUCCGAGCUUCACGAAGAGAGCGUUCUGAAAGAUCUGGAUGACUUCUUGUCCCAACAGAGUGGGAAGCCUCCAAAGGUCGUCGCGGCAAGCAAGGAAGCUCAACGCCAAAACCGUAGGUCAUCGGGGCAUUGGAGCAGCCAUGACUCUGGAAUCUCAACCAGUUCUGAAACCUCUGGCCUUCAGAAAGAGAUGCCUUUAGGGGCACAUCACCGAACACCUGCGGAAGGUCACCGCUUUCAGACACUACUCAGCCGCCUACACUUGACCACGGAGACAAGAGAAGCUUCCCAGCCGCCGACAGCACCUGAUCAUGCUGAGACGUCGAAGAGCCAUGCUCAGGUGGUGGAUCCUGCAAUUAUCGCCGCAAAGGUCAAAGACGAAGAGCGCGAGGAGACGCCCGACAACUCGGAAAGGGGCGCGCGCGAAGGUACCUUUUUCGGAAGGGAUUCUACCUUGCUGUUUGGGAAGGGUAAAUGGGCGCAAAAAUCACACGAUUCUGGCUAUUCAACAUUCCAUUUCAUGAAGCAGGGCACACAAGAACCAACAAGGCCCAAGGCGGUCGAGCAUUUUGGUCCUACGGUUCAGAAGCGCAAAGAAGAUUCAACAUCAUGUUCAACCACCUCAACCAAGUUGAAUCCCACAGCUGCCGAAUUCAAGUCGGUCACCAAAGGUGACCUCAAGUCAGGGGUGAAGAGCGAUUUCAAGCCCGCGCCUGCAGCUUAUCCUGCCCCUCCCUGGACUCCAAAAAGACGGACACGGCCUUUACUCAACAAUAUCUUUCCUGGUGUACUGGAAGAUCCCGGUUUCAUGGCCCAGACAGUGCCAUUUGUGGCAAACGAUUGUCUUCAAGGUAGUCCAUGGCAGACAAGUGGUCCUCCAACAGGGCCAGUGUGGGUGGCUGAACCGGGACAGCCUAUCCCAGAGAUGGCCUUCCAACCACCAGUAGCACCAAUAGCAAUGGCACCUCUUCCCAUUGUUGAUCCAGAUGGCAAGGGACCACGACCGGUAUUUCCCGUCACCCAGAAACCACGAGACCAUGACCCUGUGAAGCAGCAGGCAUAUGAAUCGUAUCUGGAGUGGCGAAAGGCCAAUGAGCCUGGCUAUCACAUGAAGUGCAAAAUGCGUCAAGCACACCGUGUGGUUCGUCAAUACCAGCAACAGGCGCAGACUGCUGACUGGAAGACCGUAGCUGGGCAGGCCAAAGCAGCAGCUGGAGCGUUGGAAGCACAUGCAGCCGAGGAAAAGAGGAGGUCAAAAGAAGCAGCUCUCAAGGAGCAAUUCAAAAUGAGUGUGAAGAGGGUAGCAGAGUCCUCUGGAGCCACGGAGAUAAAGGAACAAACACUUCCGGACACGAAUAAUGAAAAGCAAACACAAACAUUGGUCAUAUAA
Messenger RNA from Podospora anserina S mat+, 2055 nucleotides. RefSeq lists its product as uncharacterized. The coding region runs from base 1 to 2055 and encodes 684 amino acids. Lineage: Eukaryota; Fungi; Ascomycota; Sordariomycetes; Sordariales; Podosporaceae. The record is from RefSeq and is a predicted model, not a curated record. The transcript has 2 exons.